This is a messenger RNA of Daphnia pulicaria, 1235 nucleotides long. RefSeq names its product brachyurin-like. The record is from RefSeq and is a predicted model, not a curated record. NCBI's taxonomy places the organism in Eukaryota, Metazoa, Arthropoda, Branchiopoda, Diplostraca, Daphniidae. Gene Ontology annotation, biological process: proteolysis. The transcript is spliced from 5 exons. Gene Ontology annotation, molecular function: serine-type endopeptidase activity. Bases 47 to 1183 code for a protein of 378 amino acids.
UUAUAAAUUAAAAAUUUGUUAAUUCUCCACGAUUAUUCCAUACACAAUGGCCGUCGAAAUAUUCAGGUUCCUAUUUCUAACGGUUUUCUUGAUUGCGGCUGCUUCCGGAUCGAUCACCCCACUGAAAUUAGACGCUCAGGAAGUCGUCCUCAACUUACAGCCGCCAUCGUUCAGCAUCAAAUUAAAUCUCCGCAACGACAGCAGUUUACUGGAUCUGCCAUGGACCAAUGGGAAAGAGCAAGAAAAGGUUCCCGCACCCGACACUACCAUUUCUCCUAUUAGAACAACGCCUUCCUAUUCGUACGGUGGUUGCGGAGUGGCCAAUUUGAUGGAUGGGGAAACAGACAGGAUCGUUGGCGGAGUGCAGGCCAUUCCCAACGAAUUCCCUUGGCAGGCUUUUGUCAAAGUGGAAACCAACGCCGGCAUUAUUUACUACUGCGGAGGGAGUUUGAUCGCCGAUCGAUGGAUUCUCACCUCUGCCCGUUGCGUUUUAAUCCCAGGUCAAACACUGAGGUAUUUGACGAUUUACCUCGGGGCGCACGACAUCACAGCGUCAUACGAAGCCAAUCGGAGAGUUUACAACGGGUACGAAGCCUACGUCCAUUCGGAAUGGAAUCCCAGCACUCAGGCCGGAGACAUUGCCCUAAUUAAACUCUACAACAUCGUUACCUACACACAAUACAUCCGCCCGGUUUGUCUGGCAACUUACAACGAGCCGAGUUACGUCAACAGUCAAGUUACCGUUGCCGGAUGGGGUACAACAAGUGACGGUAGUUAUACUCUGAGUCCGGUACUCCGCGAAGUGACAGUUCCAGUCAUCUCAAAUACUCAAUGCAGCAAUUACUACGGCAGCACUGUCAUUACAAGUAAAGUCAUGUGCACCACCGGAAUGCUUAGUCGCGGGCCAUGCAACGGCGAUAAUGGAGGGCCGUUGAUUUUCAGAGAGUCGAAUGGUCGAUGGAAACAGAUCGGGAUCGUUUCGUUCGUCUCUAGUCAAGGCUGUCAGUCGGGCUAUCCGUACGGUUACACGAGACUCAGUUCUUAUUCGACGUGGGUUCAAAACGUCAUUUCAUCCUAUUCCGGUUCAUCUUCUACUACCACCACGCCAAGUUCUUCUUCCGGCAGUCAAACUUCCGCAAUUUUAUCGCUCGUCAUCAGCCUAUUCUUGUUAAUGCAAUUGUAACGAUUGUACACAUUCCCUAUUUUUUCCUGAAUUGAAUAAAACGUUGCAUCGA